This is a messenger RNA of Drosophila gunungcola (fruit fly), 1728 nucleotides long. Its product is annotated as histone acetyltransferase KAT6B. NCBI's taxonomy places the organism in Eukaryota, Metazoa, Arthropoda, Insecta, Diptera, Drosophilidae. Gene Ontology annotation, molecular function: single-stranded DNA binding; double-stranded DNA binding. Gene Ontology annotation, biological process: double-strand break repair via homologous recombination; interstrand cross-link repair. The record is from RefSeq and is a predicted model, not a curated record.
UGGUAACGAUCACGCUCAGUUUUUGCACGCUCACAUACACAAACAAGGGUAACAACGUGAAGAGAGCGAGAAAGAGAGAAAAGAGAGCUCGAGGGAGAGAAAAAUAAAAAUUUCCAGCGGCGUCGGUGGAUUUGGUAUUGUUCUGAACGCUGCGCCGCAGUUUCGAGUUUUUGCCUGUUUUAUUCCACUCCGAUUUGUUAAAAGAAAAGCAAGCGUUCCAUGUCAGACAUGCUGAAAAUGGCAAAUGUUGCAAAUCCGCUGCAAACAAUGAAGAAAACAAACGGUGAGGAGGAUUCCGAGGAGUCUGACAUGGAAGAUCAGGAUGAAGAAGAGGAGGAGGAGGAGGAGGACGAUCUCCCGGACGAUGUGGUGCUACAAAUCGACAGCGAGGAUGAGGCAGAACUGGAAGCGCAGCGCAUCCGCUUGGUGGAAGAAGAAGCAGCAAAGACAACAAAAAAGGCAGAGAAAGAACUGCAGGAACAACAACAAGCGCAGGUCAGUAACGGUAACGAAGAGCAACUGGAGGAAACUGGAAAACCCAACAACAGUAGUAAGCGCAAGGGCCGUGGAAGGCCCAAACGCAGGGCUUCCACUAGCUCGCAGGCUUCCAGUGCGUCGAUUGCGUCCAUAGCUUCCCUCGCUUCCAGUGCUUCCCUAGUGGCAGCACAAGUUCUCGCAGAUGAGAAGUCACGGCGCUUUAUCUACAGCUGUUCCAGCUGCACACACCACUACGCCGACAGCCUGAUCCUCUCCAGACAUUUCCAGCGCGCACAUGCCGAGAAGCCGAAGAAAAAACGCGGUAAGACCAAGUGGGAUUCCCUGGCAGAACCUCUGGAUAUUACGCCACCCCUGACAUUUGACCCUUCAGAACUGGGUCACCUCAAGCCUUGUGCCCAGUUGCUCGUCCAAGGGGAAUCCCUGCUGCAGCUGUGUCUCGCCUGCAACUCACAGUUUGUGGAUGAGGUGCGUUUCCAGGAGCAUCUCAGCCAGCAGCAUGGCUAUUUCAAGCUACUGGUGCCCAAGGAUGAACCCACCGAUCUCCCGCCCCAGGCCAUGGUCACCAUUCCGGGGGCUCUGGCCCUGGGCAAGUCCAAUUCCCAACUACAGCUGCCCAUUCCAGCUCCAGAAACUCCUCCACCCGAGCAAGAUGCCAAGGAAUCGCCAGCCAAUACCGGGUCCAAUGACAAGGAGGAUCUGGCCCUGAUAAACGCCAUGGUGGCCGAGAUUGCAGCAGACCGCGUGAAGAAAACCAGUAGUCCUAAGGUCAGCAAGAUGAUUAUUAAGCUGCCCAUGCCCAACAAAAGGGGCAGAAAAAGGUCUAAACCCGAAAAGAUUCGGGACAGCAAGGAUAAGUCUGAGAAGAUCCGUGAAAGAAAGCAGGAGAAGCCUGAGAAGAAGAAGAAACUGGACAAAAAGGAGGAACAGCAGCCAGAUUUUGAGCCACUUACGCCAAAGAAAUCUGACAUAGAGGCGGAACAGCAGCAGGAAAAGGAUGUAGGGGAUCAGCAGGAACCAGAAAGUGCUGAAAUGGAACUGCAACAUUCGGAAAAGGUCGAGAAAAAUCAACCGAAGCUGCAACAUUACAGAUAGAAGUCCAGCCAUCGCCUAAGAAUGCUGAGGAGUGCCAGCUUCCAGAGAAAGAUGAGCAGCAGACGCUGGAAAAGUCUGCGAAAGAUCAAAUUUUGUCGGAGAAGACUAUUGCGGAGCUGCGAGUACUACCAAAAGAUG